Molecule: messenger RNA, 1017 nt
Organism: Debaryomyces fabryi
Lineage: Eukaryota; Fungi; Ascomycota; Pichiomycetes; Serinales; Debaryomycetaceae
Product: ketopantoate reductase family protein
Exons: 1
Coding region: 1-1017 (338 amino acids)
Biological process (GO): pantothenate biosynthetic process
Cellular component (GO): cytoplasm
Molecular function (GO): 2-dehydropantoate 2-reductase activity
Source: RefSeq, a predicted model, not a curated record
AUGACGAAGAAAGUAUUACUCGUUGGUGUAGGUGGAGUUGGUGCCAUCGCAGCAUUGGGUCUUGAAUGGAGAAAACAAUCAGAAGUUACUGCUGUAGUUAGAUCAGAUUUCGAUAAAGCAAUCAAAGAAGGAUACCACAUCAAAUCCGUUGAUUAUGGUGAAAUCAAAAAUUUCAAGCCAAGUCAUAUCGUGAAGUCGGUUAAGGAAGCAGUGAAUUAUGGUCCUUUCGAAUUUAUAGUUGUAUGCACUAAGAAUACGCCUGAUAUUGUACUGAUUGAAGAAGUGAUUCAAGAUGCUGUAACAGAUGAAACAGCAAUAGUAUUGCUUCAGAAUGGAAUUGGAAUCGAAAGGCCAAUAAUCAAGAGGUUUCCUGGGACUAUAGUGCUUAGUGCUGUAUCUAUCAUUGGAUCAUCAAAUCAUAAUUGCGAGAUUAACCAUGAUUACAUUGAUAAAGUCUCUGUUGGGUAUUUCGAUAAUAACGUUACUUCCAAAGAGGAACAAGAACGCGUUGCUAAAGAGUUUGUCGAAUUAUAUUCUACAGAGAAUAAUGAUAUAACCUUCGACCCUAAUGUAAAAUACACGAGGUGGAAAAAGCUUGUUUAUAAUGGCACACUCAAUCCAAUUUGUGCUCUUACCGGUGUAGAUGUUGCUAGAUUAGAGAUGUUUGGAGGAACUAACGCCUUGGUGAGACAAGCAAUGUAUGAAAUUCUAUCUGUUGCUAGGGCAGAUGGCGUUGAAUUAGAUAAAGAUAUUUGUGAAAUUAUGAUUAGGUCCGAUGACCCGCUUUGGUAUUCACCUUCUAUGCUUAUUGAUAUGAGAAAGGGUAAUUACACUGAAGUUCAAGUCUUAUGCGGGAACGUUGUCAAGAUUGCCGAGGAAAAUGGUGUUCCAAUCCCGAUAUUGAAAGUUAUUUAUGAUCUUCACCUUGUGAUUCAGAAAAGUAAGAUGGAGAAAAAUGGCUUGAUUGAACUUCCAAAGGAAAGAUUUAUUCCAGACAAAGAACAUCCUCCUUUAUAA